Striga asiatica is the source of this 396-nucleotide messenger RNA. Lineage: Eukaryota; Viridiplantae; Streptophyta; Magnoliopsida; Lamiales; Orobanchaceae. The record is from the annotation of a GenBank genome assembly.
AUGAAAAGGAGGGUGUUGAUCGAUAUGGAGGAGGAGGAAGACUAUCGGGGUGGGGAAUUUGGCUUGAUUAAUAAUCCAAAUAAUGAUGCAUCAAUGAAAAGUGAACAAGGAAACAACAUCAAGGGCAACAUUCUACAAUUACGUAGCACCCAAGGAGAAAUGCUCGAAAAAGCUCUAUCUAUGGCUAUUGGCUACAACAAGAAAAGCAAACAACAAGAAAAGGACUUACAGAUAAGAGGUGUAGGCCAGUUUCAUCCAGUCCAGGCACAGCUGAUGAAAGCGGCUUUGGGGUCCAUUGUGGAUGCUAAUAAUAACCUGAAAAUGUGGAGAAGCUGCUGCAGCUCAGAGUCUCCAGGAAAGAGAGCUUGGUUUGUCACCAGUUCAGCUGAGAAGUAA